This is a messenger RNA of Anopheles funestus (African malaria mosquito), 1209 nucleotides long. RefSeq lists its product as uncharacterized. Gene Ontology annotation, molecular function: zinc ion binding. NCBI's taxonomy places the organism in Eukaryota, Metazoa, Arthropoda, Insecta, Diptera, Culicidae. The transcript has 2 exons. The coding region runs from base 182 to 868 and encodes 228 amino acids. Gene Ontology annotation, cellular component: nucleus. The record is from RefSeq and is a predicted model, not a curated record.
GUAUAUACCCGUAUCUAUACGAAUCGUACACAAACCAUGAAUGGGAUCGAAGUUGACAACUUUCACAAUAAACAAAAGCGUAAACGUAAAUUCUUCCCAGGUCCCCCAUAAUUAGGCCUAGUCUUUGUCGAUAAAAGUGUUUCUUCGUUUGGAAAGCGCUGAAGAGUUUUAAAUCGCUAUCAUGGGCAGUUUAAUGGAAGCAUGCUGCACUGGUUUCAUAUGUAGGCUGUGCUCAAAGAUGAAUCGUAUGGUGAUUUUCAUAUACGGCGCAGACGGACUCGGAUACAACUUGCUGCAGAAAAUCAACAGCUAUCUGCCAAUCGAGAUCAGCGAAGAGGACGAACUACCGAAAACGAUCUGUGAAGCCUGUCUGGACAAAAUUCUACUCCAUCAUCGGUUGAUAGAGCAGAUUCAGUCCGCGCAGAAACGGUUCGUGAAGCUGCGCGAUGAAGAUCAGGCUCGUAAUUCUACUGCUGCAGAAUCAUCGGCUAGUUCAAGAACAUUGUCCGCGGAAUCCACAGCCAGCUCGCGGACCAUGUCGGUUGAUUCUACCGAUGCGGUGGAAGAACCUGCAGAAAGGAUACAAGAAACGGAGCCUAACAACGAGACAGCAGAACACAGCGCUACAGCUGAGACAGCGAAUGCGCGGGUACAGGAAGAUGUUCAGACUAACGAAAGCGUAAGCCAAGAUUCGCAAGAAGCUACGAGCAGUAGCUCAGCGGACACAGCAGCAGCGGGAGAAUCCAGUACUAAUCGAGAACAAAACGAACCCGGUUCAUCGACCCCAAAACCACCGACGAAUCGUUUGAAAAGGAAACAGCCAAAUCCGUCUCAUUCGUCUAAAGUGGCUAGGAAACGGUUAGGUUAGAUGCAUAACGCUCUAUGUAGGGUUAAGGUUCCCGAUUCGACGCUUGUUCCUUGGUACAGACAGACAGGUUGUCGCAAUGCAAUGCUUAACAAAAAUUGUCCCAUAAAUCUUUGGUGGCAAGUGCGAGCCCGGGUCUGCAUUGAUUGCGGUCGUAAAUAGCCGUAACAGCCGUAAGAUUUAAGGCGGUUCUUUCUCUCUUUCCGAUUCGUCGAUAAAUGUAUUCGUUUAGAUUUAGCAAGCAAACGCUGUACAUCUUAUUCAAACAGCGUGCACGCUUCCAUUACUUUUGUUUAAUAAAUAAAGCAGCUUGUUAAAGCUGUGUGUCGUUGCGUACGUUUCAA